This is a messenger RNA of Ostreobium quekettii, 1356 nucleotides long. The record is from the annotation of a GenBank genome assembly. NCBI's taxonomy places the organism in Eukaryota, Viridiplantae, Chlorophyta, Ulvophyceae, Bryopsidales, Ostreobiaceae.
AUGGCCGGCGUCGGCGCACGCUACGGCCCUCCGGUGGAUCCCUGCAUCGCGCUUGGCCGCGCCCACUGGAUCAGGUCUCUCCGAUCGCCCGCCGACCGCCGGGCGGGAUUCGAAUCGUCCGCCUCGGCAUCCCGCCGCACUCUGCAGAGGGCCGCGGGGGAGGAGGUCCCGGGGGCCCUCUCCUCGGCCGUGGUGACCGACGACAAUGUUCCGGAGGGCCACCAGGGGCUGCACGGGUAUUUGUAUGGGGAGGGGGGGGCGGAUGAGCACGAGGGGAGGGCGUAUGAGUUCAGGAGGGGGGAGGACGACGGCUCGACUACGCUGCCGGUGUCCGCCUACCUGGAGACCAGGGAUGGGGAGAAGCCCGUGGGGGUGUAUGCGCUGUACGACGUCGACAGGAAUUUGCAGUACGUGGGAUUCUCGAGGAACAUCGUGCUGGCAGUCAAGGCGCACGCCGGGAGGGUUGGAGAGGAUCGGUGCGCCUUCAUCCGGCCGAUGGUUUUCAUGAACAGGGCGAUGGCGACACGGUCGAACCUGGAGCGCGAGGCGCGCAACUGGAUGGACCAGGCGGGGACGGUGCCGCCCGGGAAUGGCGUGGAGGCGCAUCUGUGGGAGGGGUCGGAGGGCGUGAAGAGCAUGUCGUCCAGGGAGUUGGAGGAGUACGAGGGCAAGAAGCUGAAGCUCAGGAAGGCGAUGGGGGAGAACCUGCACGACGACGUGGCCGGGGAGACGGCCGGCGCGAAGGAGAGGAGGAUGAGGACGAUUCGGGCGGUGGAGGGGGACGACUGGAGCGCGGUGAUCGACGAGCAGACGCGGCAGGCCGCGGGAGGGGCGCCGGAGCCGGUGAUCAGCCCAUUCGCGCGGGCGCAAGUGCACAGGAAGAUCGGAAACGCCAGCCAGAGGGCGGAGCUGACGGUGGAGAACGUGGAUGCCGCCCUGGAUGAGGUGCGGCCGUACUUGAUCUCGGACGGGGGGAACAUCGAGGUGGCGGGCGUGCAGGGCGGCACGGUGCUGGUGCGCCUGCAGGGCGCCUGCGGGACCUGCCCCUCGUCGACGGCGACCAUGAAGAUGGGGAUCGAGAGGACGCUGAGGGCGUCCUUUGGGGACAGGCUGAAGGAGAUCAUUCAGGUGGACCAGCAGGAUACCAGCGCCAGCGCGGCCAGCGUGGAUGAGCACCUGAACAUCCUGCGUCCCGCCAUCGAGGGGUAUGGGGGCCACGUGAGGGUUGUGGGGGUGGAGGAGGGGGUGUGCGAGCUGCAGUUCAAGGGUCCGAUGCCCAUCAGCAAGGGCAUCGAGGCAGCAAUCAAGGACAAAUUUCCAGAUGUUCGGAAGGUCAACUUUGUGGACUGGCAGUGA